CGAAUCGCUGGUGACUGCGGCAAGUAUCCUGUAACCUUUUUAUUUUCUCCUCGAACUGUAUAAAUAAAAUUCCCAAUGAUUUGCUCAUGAUAAUAAUGAAUUUAGUGAGAUUUAAAAGUGUCGUGGCGUUCGAUUGUUUCGUUUGUUUGUGAAUGUUAACUAAUAAACGUUCAAACUGGCGACCGACAGUGAUAGCAAGUCAAACAUGGCUUCUUCCGCGAGAAUUAUUCAAAGUAAUUCCGCGUGGUUUCAGAAGAAGAUAAAUCUGAGACCGCAACACAGGGGUGUUCACUUAGUUACGGAGGAGAUCCUCAGACAGAUCCCAGAAUUGUCACAGUUCGCGAUGGGAUUAUGUCAUGUACAAAUUCUUCACACUAGUGCCAGUUUGGCUUUAAACGAAAGUUGGGACCCAGACGUUCGGGAUGACAUGGAAAUGAUGUUAAAUAAGAUAGUACCAGAAGGAUUACCUUAUAGACAUUCCUGUGAAGGCCCGGAUGACAUGCCCGCCCACGUGAAGGCCUGCUUCCUCGGCUCGUCGCUCUCCAUACCGAUAACCGAGGGCAAACUGAACCUGGGCAAGUGGCAGGGCGUGUGGCUGUGCGAGCACCGCGACCUUGCCGGAUCCCGGAAGCUGCUGAUCACGCUGAACGGAUGUCUGCGCGACGCCACCUGCACGCCCCUUUCGCCCGUCAGUCCCAUGGCAAGUACGAGCAGUUAGGGAAAGCACUCGGGCCACUCGUUGUCCAAGCACUGACCAGUGCUGGCGGGACGACGACGGUCCGAGUCUAAACCUUGCCCCAACAAAACCCCGCACACACCCCGCAAACAAAUGUAAUUCGCAUUCAAAACUGUACUGUACUACCGCGGCGACAAACGGAUAGCGUAUCGACGUCCACCUUUUUUUGCCUAGCGACCGACAUAACACGGGACGACUACUGCUGCUCCGCGCUAUCCCCACUCAAUGAAAAUACAAACAGGAAUCUACAGAGUCCGGAAUAUAUAUGCUAGUGUUACGCACAGACUUGAAAAAUAUAAAAAAAUAUACUUACGACAAUAUGUACAUACUUGUACAUUGUAUAUUAAACGUAAUUGAGGUUUGCGUUAUUAUGUUUUAGUUCACGGUUUUUGGGUAUUUCGUAGGGACUAGAGACAAUUUUGUUAGGGACUGUGUUGGUUUCUCCUGCUGUGCGCCUUACAAAAAAAGGAACACGUAUGUUUCUUACUUUGGUUACGCUUACACUAAACCCACCAUCUAACUAACAUUUCCAACGCAGUCAACAAUCUGAUGGCAGCAUGAAAGACAUAAAAUUGACAUAAGCCUCCCAACUAGUAAUUAUCAGACAACAUUAGAAGUUGGGCAUUAUUUGUUCAGAUGGUGAGUUUACAUCAAUGGAGCCUUAAAUUCAAAUGGCAGAACGAUCGACUUAACUACUAGCUUAAAGGGAAAUCAACACCGUUCCAAAAAAAAUUAUAGGUGCUGAGCAUUUCGAAAAAAAUUAAAAUAAAAAUCGGCAAAACAAAGGUGUUAUUACCAUAUUGGACAGAUUUAGUAAUAUUGUUCACAAUUCCAAAGUGUGUUCGUAUAUAAGGAGAUUAAGAAAACGAUAUUCAUGAAUCCUUCAAUCUUUAAUUUUUUGGUUUUUUGGUGAAACCAAUUUGUUGAUAUGUCAAGACCGAAUAUUAGAUCGGAUCGGAUGUAGAUUUUUUACGCGUUGAUGGUAGCUAGAUAUGUGUUCAUCAUUAUUAAUAUUAGUGCUGAUUUUGGAGACUUCAGUGAAUUUACAACAUAACGGUAACGUCCAACGCCACCGUUUUAUUGUUAGCACUAUAUCUGUUACACCAUCCUUGCGAAUACAAUUCCAUUGACUUUUUCCGUUCGCCACCAAGAAAAAUCCUACAGAUAUCUGACAAUAAUUGUUUUCUAUCAGCCGUCCGACUUAAUAUUCGCUGUGCUUGAACUUGUGUAAAUAGAAAAAAUAACAUUACGGGUUGUAAAUAGAUGUGUGUUGUUAACGGGGACUGAUUAUGAUGUUCGUCUUCCUUCCGUUCUAGCAAUAUCCAAAAAGUAGACUAUCCCGGUUUAUCCCAUAUAAGAAAAAAAUUUAAACAAUUAAAAUUUCACCGGCCCAUCCCGCAGAUAUAUUUGUUUCUUUGACGAUUCGAAUGAGUACAACGACCAUUACACACCCCGCAUCCCAUUCUAUUUGGUUUUUUUCACCUGUUCCGUUCCUUUUGUGCUUUUCAAUUUCGAUUGUCUCACAUUUUUGAUAUUACAGGGUACGAUUCAUUUUGUACGCCCUAAGCAAAACAUUCCGCCGAUUAUUUUUAGUUUUCUGUUUCUGUUAAGUGUAUCAGGCAAGAACAAAUUUGUGACCUGUGAACCUUCUAUACGAUAAAAACAGUUUCUAUUUUAUUGUAUCAAAUACAUAAUUACAGAAACAAGUCCAACUUUUGAUAUCUUUCCUGACACACAACAAUUGUAUUAAAUUGAAACAGCCAUUAUUUUCUAAACGGUUGAAUUUAAAUGUAGGUUAAUCAGGAGGAUAUGUUUUUACGAUUGGUUAUAUUCACUUUGAAUGUUGGCACGUUGUUAUUUACACGGUAUUGAGUGUUUAUAUUUGAUGUAUUUACGAUUAUUUUCAUUGCGAAAUGCAUUCCGUUUAAUGGACACCAAAAAUGUGUUUAACAUUAUGUUUUGGGUUCUUUUUAAGAGGUCUUGAAACUGUUUAGAGGAAAUGCUUCUUCUAAAUUGUUUGUGUGACCUGUCAAUGAUUAUUCUCUAUAAAAUUGUUUUUGGUUUUGUAAUUUCUGCAGAAAGUUUACGGUUUUAACAAUUCCAAUUCAGACAGAUUUUUGUUGUUUGUUUUUUGUUGGUUUAUUUUUUGCAAUAUAUUUUUAUGUAUAUAGUA
Aethina tumida (small hive beetle) is the source of this 2909-nucleotide messenger RNA. RefSeq names its product UPF0047 protein YjbQ. The transcript is spliced from 3 exons. The record is from RefSeq and is a predicted model, not a curated record. Bases 206 to 718 code for a protein of 170 amino acids. NCBI's taxonomy places the organism in Eukaryota, Metazoa, Arthropoda, Insecta, Coleoptera, Nitidulidae.